AGCUCGGUUCCUGCCCGGUUCCUCCUCUGACUGAAACCCGGUUCCUCAUCCUGGUUGCUGUCAGGAUGAAGAUGACGACGACGGUUGCUCCGGUUCUUCCCUGGUUCCUCCUGUGGGUUCUUCUCCAGCUUUCCAUCACCUCUUCCUUCUCACAGUCCCACAAUGAGACGGAGCCGGUGGUUCUGGAGGGGAAAUGUCUGGUGGUGUGUGAUUCGAACCCGUCCUCGGACGGCGGCGUCACCUCCUCGUUCGGGAUCUCGGUGAGGGCGCCGGGGGCCAAGGUGGCGUUCUCGGCUGUGAGAGGAACCAACCACGAACCGUCCGAGAUGAGCAACAAGUCCAUGACCAUCUACUUCGACCAGGUUCUCGUCAACAUCGGGAACCAUUUUAACCUGAAGUCCAGCGUGUUCCAGGCUCCCAGACGCGGCAUUUACAGCUUCAGCUUCCACGUGGUCAAGGUCUACAACCGACAGACCAUUCAGGUGAACCUGAUGCACAACGAGUACGCGGUGAUCUCGGCCUUCGCGGGGGACCAGGACGUGACCCGGGAGGCGGCGAGUAACGGCGUCCUGCUGCUGCUGGAGCGAGAGGAUCGACUCUACCUGAAGCUGGAGAGAGGAAACCUGAUGGGCGGAUGGAAGUACUCCACCUUCUCCGGCUUCCUCGUCUUCCCGCUCUGAAUCCUCGGGUCCGCGCACCGCCAAUCCCGCCGCCCUGCACGCUGUAAUGUUUACGUCUCUGACACACGGGGUAAUACGGGGUAAAUGGGUACGGGGCAGGUUGUAAACCCUGGUACCGCAGCGCCACACGUUAAAUCAUCCUGGUUUGUUACUUACACUUACAGCAGGUGGGAGUUUGUCCACAAGUGGGUGCUGUUGGCACCGUGUGUAAAAACAACAAACAAAUCUGGACUAAAUGCUAAUAAAUAAUGUUUAAA
Trichomycterus rosablanca is the source of this 937-nucleotide messenger RNA. It is a transcript of the gene cbln2a, whose product is annotated as cerebellin 2a precursor. Gene Ontology annotation, molecular function: protein binding. The transcript has 3 exons. Gene Ontology annotation, cellular component: synapse. Gene Ontology annotation, biological process: maintenance of synapse structure. The record is from RefSeq and is a predicted model, not a curated record. Lineage: Eukaryota; Metazoa; Chordata; Actinopteri; Siluriformes; Trichomycteridae. The coding region runs from base 66 to 680 and encodes 204 amino acids.